Messenger RNA from Phlebotomus argentipes, 1378 nucleotides. Its product is annotated as E3 ubiquitin-protein ligase siah2. Gene Ontology annotation, biological process: proteasome-mediated ubiquitin-dependent protein catabolic process; multicellular organism development. The transcript is spliced from 3 exons. Bases 1 to 1236 code for a protein of 411 amino acids. Gene Ontology annotation, molecular function: ubiquitin protein ligase activity; zinc ion binding; ubiquitin conjugating enzyme binding. The record is from RefSeq and is a predicted model, not a curated record. Gene Ontology annotation, cellular component: cytoplasm. Lineage: Eukaryota; Metazoa; Arthropoda; Insecta; Diptera; Psychodidae.
AUGGAAGUCGUUCCGUCCUCGCGAUCCUCGUCCGGAUCGUCGCAAUCCUCGGCCAGUGAGUGCUCCAAGAGGAACUGCUACGUCUCGCUGAAGCACUACGACUGCCUCCUGGGCGAGCUGCGCUGCCCGGGCUGCGCGCGGCCCAUGCACGCGCCCAUCCUGCUCUGCCAGUCGGGGCACAGCGUGUGCCAAGAGUGCGUGCGCACGCAGAAGUGGUGCCCACUCUGCCGAGAGGACUUCACGGACAUCCGCUCGCUCACACUGGAGGCGAUCUCCGCCAAGGCGUACUUCAGCUGCAAGUACGCCAACCAUGGCUGCUCCGUGCGCCUGCCCUUCGAGCUCAUGAAGUGGCACAAGCCGCGUUGCCAAUUCCAGGCUGGCAGCUGCUUCAUGGGCAGCGUGUGGGGCGGCUGCGGCUGGAGCGGCCGCAAGAUGGACUACAUGCAGCACUGCGCGGACACCCACUCCGAGAGGUUCUUCCGCGGCGCCGAUGCCGAGCUGUCGUGGUCGUGGCCACCGCGGAAGACGCCCAGCGCCAAGGACGUCAUCGCGGUGUACAUGUUCAGCGUCUUCGGCGAGGUGUUCGAUCUCUAUCAGGUGCACAAUCGCACGGCCGCCAUGUGCCUCUGGACGAUGGUGUGCGAGUCGAAGGAGCGCAAGGCCAGCACGGGCUUCGCCUUCCAGAUCGAGCUCUUCUGCCGCCAGGACCCGUCGCGGCUGCUCGUGCAGCGCCACUCGUGCCACAGCGAGCUGGACGAGGAUCUCCUGGACGAGGCGCACUGCGUCUGCAUCGCCAACGGAGAUGUCAUGCGCUUCAUGGGAGACGAUAAGGAAAUUCACUACAGAGUGAAAAUUCUCGACAUGCGAGAAUGCUUGCCAAUGCCAACAUCGGCUGUUUGUCAGUCCUGUCCGCCCAAGAUUCUCCAGAACGGCGAGCCAGAGCCCGUCGAGUGCACAAAUCACAAGUGCGUGCCCAUGUCCAACAUCAUCACGAGAAAGCAGACCAAGAAGAUCACCACUCGCGAGGGAAUUCAGAGUCUCGUUCAGAGCGCCGCGAAGACCUUCUCGAAUGGAUCCAAUGGGAGUGUCUCGAGUCUGGGUCUGGACGCAACGGAAGAGACAAUACUCACGCAACCCAUGAAGAUAAAGGUAGUGAACGGCGCUGCUCCGAUUGACGUCAGCAAUCGCGAUUUGAAGGGGAUCUUCAGCAGGGAAUUCCAGACGUCUGUCAUGUAAUAAAUCUGUGGCGGGUGUGUUUAUUGUGAAAGAUCUACAGCGUGUAAUCUUCCGGAUGGUAGAGCUCACUCAGAAGUCUGUAAACGUACGACGGUGCAUUUCCUCCGCUGGAAGAAAGUGAAUAAAGAUUAAAUCCUCGAAA